UAAAAUCAUGCUUCGGUCAUUUAUUUAAGCAGAAAGGAAACUCGUGACUCGGUUCCAGACACAACAAACUCGCUCUCUUCAACUCAUCUACAAGGAAAAAAGACAGAUUUCAGUUCAAACUGAGCGAGUGAGAGUAGUUGACAUCUGCCACGCGCGUGAUGGCGGCUGUUCCCGUCGAAGAGGCAAUUGCGGCUCUAUCUACAUUCUCACUAGAGGAUGAGCAACCGGAGGUACAAGGACCGGCUGCUUUGGUUUCAACUGAAAGAGGAGCAACCAGUAGUCCUGUUGAGUAUAAUGAUGUUAAUGCAUAUCGCCUGUCGUUAUCAGAAGACACAAAGGCUCUUAAUCAGUUGAAUACUCUUAUUCAGGAAGGGAAAGAGAUGGCAUCGGUGCUUUAUACUUACCGUAGUUGUGUCAAAGCACUUCCUCAGCUUCCUAAUUCUAUGAAGCACAGUCAAGCUGACUUGUACCUUGAAACCUACCAAGUCCUGGACUUGGAGAUGAGUCGCCUACGAGAAAUUCAACGAUGGCAAACAUCAGCUUCAUCUAAACUAGCAGCUGAUAUGCAACGUUUUUCUAGGCCAGAGCGGCGCAUUAAUGGACCCACAACUACUCAUCUAUGGUCCAUGUUAAAGUUACUUGAUGUCUUAGUGCAACUUGAUCAUCUAAAAAAUGCAAAAGCAAGCAUACCUAAUGAUUUCUCGUGGUAUAAGAGGACAUUCACACAAGUCAGUGUCCAGUGGCAAGACACUGAUUCAAUGAGGGAGGAGUUAGAUGAUUUACAGAUUUUCUUAAGCACAAGAUGGGCUAUCUUACUGAACCUGCACGUUGAGAUGUUCCGGGUGAACAAUGUUGAAGAUAUACUUCAAGUUCUUAUAGUCUUUGCUGUUGAGUCACUGGAGUUGGAUUUCACACUUCUGUAUCCAGAGCGGCACAUUCUUCUUCGUGUUCUGCCUGUUCUUGUUGUCUUAGCGACAUCUUCAGAGAAGGAUAGUGAAUCAUUGUAUAAGAGGGUGAAGAUCAACAGACUGAUCAAUAUAUUUAAGAGUGAUCCAGUCAUUCCUGCUUUUCCAGAUCUUCAUCUUUCACCUGCUGCAAUAUUGAAAGAAUUGUCAAUGUACUUCCAAAAAUUUUCUGCACAAACUCGUCUUCUCACUCUUCCAGCACCUCAUGAGCUUCCACCUCGGGAGGCACAAGAGUAUCAGAGACAUUAUCUGAUUGUUAAUCACAUUGGAGCAAUCCGUGCUGAGCAUGAUGAUUUUACAAUUCGUUUUGCUUCAGCCAUAAAUCAGCUAUUGUUGUUGAAGUCAACAGAUGGUGCGGAUAUUGAAUGGUCCAAAGAAGUUAAAGGAAAUAUGUAUGAUAUGGUAAUUGAAGGUUUCCAACUCUUAAGCAAGUGGAAUGCACGCAUUUGGGAACAAUGUGCAUGGAAAUUUUCUCGACCAUUCAAGGAUGCAGUUCCUUCAGAAUCAAAUGAAAGUUUAGCAUCAUAUUCUGAUUAUGAAAAGGUUGUACGGUAUAAUUAUAGUGCUGAUGAAAGGAAAGCACUAGUUGAAUUAGUCAGCUAUAUAAAGAGCAUUGGAUCAAUGAUGUUGCGGUGUGACACAUUUGUGGCUGAUGCUUUAUGGGAAACAAUUCAUGGAGAGGUCCAAGAUUUUGUCCAAAACACAUUAGCCACUAUGUUGCGAACUACCUUUCGAAAGAAGAAAGACCUUUCAAGGAUUCUUUCUGAUAUGCGGACUCUUUCAGCCGACUGGAUGGCAAACACAAUCAAGCCUGAAGCUGAGUUCCAAUCUGCGCAACAUUCAGGUGAAGAAAGCAAAGGAAACUUCUUUUAUCCUAGGCCAGUUGCACCGACAGCUGCACAGGUCCAUUGUUUGCAAUUCCUGAUAUAUGAGGUGGUUUCUGGAGGUAAUCUCAGGAAGCCUGGGGGGCUAUUUGGGAAUAGUGGAUCUGAGAUUCCUGUUAAUGAUUUGAAGCAGUUGGAAACUUUCUUCUACAAGCUUAGCUUCUUCCUGCAUGUAUUGGAUUACACUGUGACUAUUUCUACCUUGAUGGACCUUGGUUUCUUAUGGUUUAGAGAAUUUUAUUUGGAGUCUUCUCGUGUAAUUCAGUUUCCCAUUGAAUGCUCUCUUCCCUGGAUGCUGUUAGAACAUGUGCUUGAGUCGCAAAAUGCUGGUCUUCUAGAAAGUGUUCUGAUUCCAUUUGACAUCUAUAAUGAUUCGGCUCAGCAGGCAUUGAUUGUACUAAAGCAACGUUUCCUCUAUGAUGAAAUAGAGGCUGAGGUGGACCAUUGUUUUGAUAUAUUUGUUGCAAGACUGUGUGACAUUAUAUUCACAUAUUACAAAAGCUGGGCGGCAAGUGAGCUACUUGAUCCAUCAUUCCUCUUUGCCUUGGACGAUGGAGAAAAGUAUUCUGUCCAGCCUAUGAGGUUCUUUGCACUUUUCAAAAUGACUAGAGUGAAGUUACUUGGGAGGACCAUUAAUUUGAGAAGUUUAAUCGCUGAACGGAUGAACAAAGUUUUUAGAGAGAAUCUUGAAUUUCUUUUUGAUCGCUUUGAGUCUCAGGAUCUAUGUGCCAUAGUAGAAUUAGAAAAGCUGGUCGAUAUUUUAAAGCAUGCACAUGAGUUACUUUCCAAAGAUCUUACAAUAGAUUCAUUCAGUCUAAUGUUGAAUGAGAUGCAAGAAAACAUAUCGCUUGUGUCAUUUUCUAGUCGACUUGCCUCUCAGAUUUGGUCAGAGAUGCAAACUGAUUUCCUGCCAAACUUUAUCCUCUGUAACACUACUCAGCGUUUCAUUCGAUCAUCUAAAGUUCCUCUUGUUCCUGUUCAAAAGCCAUCUGUUCCCUACGCCAAGCCUAACUUCUACUGUGGUACUCAAGAUUUGAAUUCUGCACAUCAAAGUUUUGCACGUUUGCAUAGUUUAUUCUUCGGGAUACCCCACAUGUUCGCCAUUGUUAGGUUGCUUGGAUCUAGAUCGUUGCCUUGGCUUAUCCGAGCACUACUUGAUCACAUAUCAAAUAAGAUUACUACACUUGAACCGAUGAUUACAGGACUCCAAGAAGCACUGCCCAAAUCUAUUGGUCUGCUUCCUUUUGAUAGUGGUGUCACAGGUUGUAUGAGGCUCGUUAAAGAAAAUCUGAAUUGGGGGUCAAAGUCAGAGCUCAAAGCAGAGGUUCUUCGAGGGAUAAAAGAGAUUGGAAGUGUAUUGUAUUGGAUGGGGCUGCUUGAUAUUGUAUUGAGAGAAGUAGAUACAACCCAUUUCAUGCAAACAGCCCCUUGGUUGGGCUUGCUUCCAGGUGCAGAUGGACAAAUUUUGCAUCAUCAAGAUGGUGGAGAUAGCCCCAUUGUCAAUCUCUUCAAAUCAGCUACUUCUGCGAUUGUGUCAAACCCAGGGUGCCCAAAUCCAACGUCAUUCUACACCAUGUCCAAACAGGCAGAAGCUGCAGAUCUAUUGUAUAAGGCCAAUAUGAAUACCGGAAGUGUGCUUGAAUAUGCCCUUGCAUUUACAAGUGCAGCACUGGAUAAGUAUUGCAGUAAAUGGAGUGCUCCUCCUAAGACAGGCUUCAUUGACAUUACAACCUCAAAGGAUUUUUAUCGUAUAUAUUCUGGUCUUCAAAUUGGAUAUCUGGAGGAAUCUGAUCAAGCACCAUCUAACAAUCGUGAAGUGCUGGGGGAUUCAGUUGCUUGGGGUGGGUGUACCAUAAUAUACUUGCUUGGGCAGCAGCUGCAUUUUGAGCUGUUUGAUUUUUCAUAUCAAGUCCUCAAUAUUGCUGAAGUGGAAGCUAUAUCAGUUGCACAGACACACAAAAACCCUCAUUUCAACCAGGGAUGGGAAGUUGUAAUAGAAGCAAUGAAGAAAGCAAGGAGGUUGAACAAUCAUGUGUUCUCCAUGCUGAAAGCACGUUGCCCCCUGGAAGACAAGAUAGCUUGUGCUAUAAAGCAGAGCGGUGCUCCUCUCCAUCGGAUUAAAUUUGAGAACACGGUCUCUGCCUUUGAAACUCUCCCACAGAAAGGUGUCUCAUAGAGUCCAGUAGCUUUUCCUCCACUUCCCUUGCUUUUCAUGUCACAUUUGCCUGUACAAAACCAUUAAGUUGUAUUGUUAUUAGUGUUUCUACUUGCACAUUUUUAGGAUUGAAACAAAAAAAUAUACAGAAAUUUCGUUCUGAAGGGCUUGUUUCUAUAAAUUUGAGGAUUGGGAGCUCCAA
This is a messenger RNA of Mangifera indica (mango), 4206 nucleotides long. RefSeq names its product protein PIR. Gene Ontology annotation, cellular component: SCAR complex. Bases 159 to 4025 code for a protein of 1288 amino acids. The record is from RefSeq and is a predicted model, not a curated record. Gene Ontology annotation, biological process: regulation of translation; cell morphogenesis; regulation of actin filament polymerization. The transcript is spliced from 31 exons. Lineage: Eukaryota; Viridiplantae; Streptophyta; Magnoliopsida; Sapindales; Anacardiaceae. Gene Ontology annotation, molecular function: small GTPase binding; RNA 7-methylguanosine cap binding.